Durusdinium trenchii is the source of this 576-nucleotide messenger RNA. The record is from the annotation of a GenBank genome assembly. Lineage: Eukaryota; Dinophyceae; Suessiales; Symbiodiniaceae.
AUGACACAGCGCGAGCAUGAAGUGCUGAAACCCUGGAGCGACCUCUCCAAGGCUUGUGGCUUCGAAGAAUUGGCCCUGCUAAUCCGCCAGCUCUCCAAGAGCCUUGCCAGGUUUCAAGAAGAGGCCCGGAACAGCAGCAACAGCGGGAGUAGCUUCGACGUCCAAGCAGCCUUCAGUUCCAAAGUGGACGAUUGGUUUAGCAACAACGUGGCGCCCUUGCUCUUCGCGGAGCAAGAGCAGGCCACGAACCACUUUGGGAUGACCUACAUCCGAAACCUGCGCACCUUGACGGACAACGCCAAGCACAGCUCACAGACUCUGAACGACUGGUUGGACUCCACAUCGGGUGGCCAGGGAGUCCUGCUUCGGAGCCACCGCAGGGCAUUGUAUUCUGCUGCGUUCAUUCCUGAAACUCCCCAGCCUUCGAGCAGCACGCUGGGCGGAUCCAUGAGGCCCUCUUCACUGCAACCCCUGCUGUCUCCCAACGUUUCCCAGGAGUUCCGGAGUCCCGUGGACACGGCCUUGGGUGAUUUCAUGAGGAGUGCGGCCCUCGAGACGUCACUCCUGAGAAGAUAA